UGGGGUGCCCUGAACAUAAAGCUUACUCCUGAACCUACGCACCAGUCCACCACACUGUCAUGCUGUACCGUAGUAGCUGACCGGCACAUGCACACCGUUCUGACGGUAGUAGCCAGCUCUGGGCUUUUGCUUUGCCUGAUCAGACCUCCAGGAUGCAGCAGGCUGAGGCAGGAGGAGCGGACCAGGUGAGAGGGAAGGAGGAGGAGGAGGAGGAGCUGAUGUCCGCCACAUGGGACUGCGGGAGCCCGCUCUACGACUCCUUCGAGCUCGCGUCGCUGCACCACGUCCUGGAGAACCACAUGAUGGUCCUGCCGUUCCCCGGCGCGGCGUCGCGACCGCGGCGUUUGGAUCAUCGGGGCGCAGCCGCGCCCGAUGUGACCGGCCGCGGCGUGGCGCGGAGGAGGACGGGGUGGAGGGGCAGCAAGGCUGCGGCGGCGAUAUUCAGGACUGUUACAUGUUGGAAGAGUUUGUAGGGUGACUCUGUACAGGUACGUGUAUACACAGUUGCCCUUCUGGAAGGUACGACCUAUUAAUCGGUUGAAUCGCCUGUUUGUUUGGGGCGUGGCACGAAGGAAUGUAAUUCCGCUUGUUCUGCACAGGCUUAUCUUGAUUAUUCAUCUUUUCUAUUUAAUAUUUAUUUAUCUAUUAACUCUCUUAUAUGUUUUAAGAAUUUUUUACCUACCUAUCUAACAUGAAUCUCAACGAAAACAAAAAGUGCUGAUAAAUUAUGUGUUUCCUAGUGAAACUUUCAUUUCGGUAUGGUAUGUUGCGUCCUCAAGAUCUCACACAAGUCCCUUCACAAACCCUUUCGGUUCGAUCUUGCACGCUAUACUCAUGUCGCGGAAAACUGACGGCCGUUCACCGCUCUUCUCUGAUUUGUAUCAGACACGCCUUUCCUUGAAACUAGCACCAGUCCCUUGGGCUCGAGGCCAGGUGUGCCUGCGCUUCUGAAGGAUCCGCCAGCCUGCCAGGUCUAGUACGAGGCCAUGGCCAAGGGCCUUGCUGCCUCCAGAAAGGCGCGCGCGCGACUCGACUCGCGACGUUUAGCCGCGGUUAAACCACUCGUCUGCCCACCGGCAAUGCACUGUCCAGGCGUCCACCGGUCCACGCCGCGCGAGCAUCAGGCCAGAGUCAUCCGGCCUCGUGCCGACCGUGCUUCCGCCUGUGAGCCGUGGCCUCAAAGCGUCGGAUCGCUCGCUCGCUUUGCGGCCCAUCGUAUAUCUACACGCCUAGCCAUCUAAUUGUAUGCGCCAGCUAUGGUGAGUCCUCGGGUGAUUUUGAUAAAUUUCUUGUAUGCAUAGGGGACAUGAUAGGA
Phragmites australis (common reed) is the source of this 1315-nucleotide messenger RNA. RefSeq lists its product as uncharacterized. The coding region runs from base 153 to 473 and encodes 106 amino acids. The transcript has a single exon. NCBI's taxonomy places the organism in Eukaryota, Viridiplantae, Streptophyta, Magnoliopsida, Poales, Poaceae. The record is from RefSeq and is a predicted model, not a curated record.